This is a messenger RNA of Rana temporaria (common frog), 2326 nucleotides long. Its product is annotated as dnaJ homolog subfamily C member 3-like. The coding region runs from base 361 to 1851 and encodes 496 amino acids. Gene Ontology annotation, molecular function: misfolded protein binding; protein-folding chaperone binding. NCBI's taxonomy places the organism in Eukaryota, Metazoa, Chordata, Amphibia, Anura, Ranidae. The record is from RefSeq and is a predicted model, not a curated record. Gene Ontology annotation, biological process: protein folding in endoplasmic reticulum. Gene Ontology annotation, cellular component: endoplasmic reticulum. The transcript has 13 exons.
UCGCGCCUGCCAACCAAUGAAAAGUGAAGAAGAAGGGUUGGUUUGGCCAAUAAGAAGCCUCCCACAGCGUCGCUAGGAUACCUGGAUGAAGAUAUUGAGAAGUGAAAGGAGGGUGUGACUCCAUGUUUACAUGGGUUUUCUGACACCUGGCCAAUCAGGACAGCCCACGAUGUGGUAGCCUGACUUCUGAUUGGCCAGGGGGUCCGGAAGCCUGGAGCUGGUUGGCGGGGUGUGUAAAAUUGACAUCCGGAAGCGGAAGUGGUGCGGGAACUGUAGGUACAGAGGAUGUACAGUGCAGAGUGACAGAGGAGAGAAGCAGGAAGAGGACUGUGUCAUCCCGGACCAAACUGCCCAGCCGGCAUGGAGAGAGAGCGGCGCGGUGUGAGCGGAGUCCUGUCCUCUCUCUCCCUCCUCUGUGUCAUCCUGGACCUACAGCUGGAUGCAGGAGCGCUGGCGACCAGCCAGGCUGAAAUCGAGAGCCACCUGGAGAUGGGCCGCAAGCUCCUGGCUGCUGGACAACUGGCCGAAGCGCUGUCUCAUUAUCACUCCGCUGUGGAUGGAGACCCCAAAAAUUACCUGACGUAUUAUAAACGGGCCACCGUCUACCUGGCGAUGGGAAAAUUCAAAUCUGCUCUUCCAGAUCUCAGCAAAGCCAUCGAGCUGAAGCCGGACUUCCUGGCCGCCAGACUCCAGAGAGGAAACAUCCUUCUGAAGCAAGGGGACACGCAGGACGCCGAGGAGGAUUUCCGGGCUGUGUUGCUCAGCAGCCCAACCAAUGAGGAGGCCAAGAAACAGCUGGAUCGAGUGAGAGAAGUGGAGGAGAGGCACGAGGAGGCGUGGGCAGCGUACGACAGAGAGGAUUAUGGGGAAGCGAUCAGCUUGCUAGAGAAAGUGAUUGAGUUCUGCCCUUGGGACCCGAGUGUCCGGGAGCUGAGGUCCGAGUGUUACCUCCGAAUCGGAGAGCUAAGUAAGGCCAUCCAGGACCUCAAACCAACAACCAAACUCCGAAACGACAACAGAGCCGCCUUCUUGAAACUGAGCCGCCUCUACUACACAAUGGGAGAGCAUGAGGAGAGCCUGAGCCAAGUACGAGAGUGUCUGAAGCUGGAUCAGGACGACAAAGAUUGCUUCUCACAUUAUAAACAAGUCAAGAAGCUCUCCAGACAGCUGGAAUCAGCCGAAGAACUAAUCCGAGACCACAGGUACGAAUCUGCUAUAGAAAAAUUUGAAGCGGCCAUAAAAACAGAACCCAAUGUGGAAAUUUACAGGAAAGAGGCAAAGGAGCGGAUCUGUCACUGCUUGUCAAAGAGUCAGCACACAGAGGCAGCCAUUAAGACAUGUACAGAAUCCCAUCAGAGAGACCCCCACAAUCCUCAGGUGCUGAAGGACAGAGCCGAAGCCUAUAUCCUGAAUGAGGAGUAUGAGAAAGCGGUGGAGGAUUUCCAGCAAGCCAAAGAACUGGACGGAGAGAACGAGGAAAUAAAGGAAGGUCUGGAGAGGUCUCAGAAACUUCUCAAACAGUCCCGGAAGCGGGAUUACUACAAGAUCCUGGGUGUGAAAAGAAACGCCAACAAGCAGGAAGUGAUCAAAGCAUACAGGAAGUUGGCACAGCAGUGGCAUCCGGACAACUUUCAGUCAGAGGAGGAAAAAAGAGAAGCUGAGAAGAAAUUCAUCGAUAUUGCAGCUGCCAAAGAAGUGUUAACGGACCCAGAAAUGCGUCAGAAGGUGGACGCUGGAGAAGACCCUCUGGACCCCGAGAACCAGCAAGGCUCCGGACACCACCAGCAGUGGCCUUUUGAGUUUAACCCUUUCAGCUCAGGCAAUUUCCACUUUAAAUUUAACUAUAACUGAUCCCCCUUGGUCCUUCACCUGGUCCUGGUGGCUGACCGGUAGACAGGAAUGCACUCCAUGCUGGCCCACUCUCCAGGUCGCCUUCAGAAGAACUCUUUUAAAAAAACAUAUCCGUUUACAGUGGGGGUGAACCCCAAAAAAAGACUGCUGCAUGCCCAGUGUGUGACCAGCUCCUGAAGAUGUCUCCUCCUGGUUGUUUUCCAGCAGGAAUCUACUUGUGACCAUUGAGGACAAAGGGCAUGGACUCCUCGCCUCUCCUGGACUUCUGUGGAACUGGUUCCAAGAGAGCCGUGAAAUGCCGUACUGUAAAGGGUGCCUGGAUCGCCCUUUUCACACAAUAAAAACCUUUUCCAGCGCUGAAAAGAGUUUGGUCAAAUAGAACACAAAAGUUGGGAAAGAAAAAAAUAAAAUAAACUUUGGAAGUUGUAGGGGGUGGGAGAAGAUAUAUUAUUAAAUAAUAAAUCCUUUUAAAUGA